AUGCCUGGCACAAUCACAAAUAACAAGCCAUUGGCUAGUUCUGGCAUACUGUCUCACCAAAAUGAGUCCAUUGAAAUGACAACCAUCCGUCCAGCCGCAACAGACCAUUCCCAAGACAACCCUUUGGUGGAAGAUGAGGUUCCUGACCAUGCAACAAGCGCCAUUCCAGAUGGCGGUUACGGCUGGACAAUAGUAGCUUCGUGUUUCAUUCUUCUCUUCUGGAUCAAUGGUUACACUACAGCUUGGGGCGUGUUGCAAGCAGCUAUCGUUCAAUCACCUCGGCUGCACACAAACAUUCGUACUAUCACCUUUGUUGGCAGCUUAUACAUGGCAUGCAUGGUUGCCUUUGGGCUGGCCUCGGUCAGAUUGUCGAGACAAUUCGGCAUCCGAUUCACCAGUCUGACAGCGACUAUUCUUUUCGGCGCCGGUUUGAUUAUUACCAGCUUUACUCUGGAACAUCUCGCAGGCUUGUUCUGUGUAGCUGGACUACUUGUUGGUCUAUCAACAUCUCUAUUAUACACUGCUACAAACACGUUACCCGUACAAUGGUUCAGCAGCAAACUGGGCACAGCGAACGGAAUAGUCAAAGCAGGAGGCGGUGUCGGAGCCACGGUCCUCCCAUUGGCGACACAAGCCAUGAUUAACAAAGUCGGACUACAAUGGACAUUCAGGAUUCUUGGAUUCUCUAUCCUGGCAACAGGAAUUCCAUCCGCUUUGUUCCUAAAAGAUUUUGUUCGCAACAGUUCGACGUCGCGGUUUGACUGGUCCCAAUUAAAGAGCAUACCGUUUCUCACACUAGCCAUGGCAGGGGCUGUUGGAGUGUUCGCGCUAUUCGUUCCUCCAUUUUUCCUCCCUGUCUUUGCUAGGUCCAUCGGCCUAUCUGCCUCAACGGGCGCAGGACUAGUAGCAGGGUUCGGUGCGUCGACAGCCGUUGGACGCUUUGCUGGUGGUUGGAUUUGUGACAGAAUUGGCGCGUUCAAUGCAUUGGCUCUGGCAGCUUCAAUCAACAGCGUGUCUAUGCUAGCAAUCUGGCCUGUCAGCUCAUCAUUACCGCCGCUUUUUGUCUUUGCUAUCAUCAACGGUUGCGCGAAUGGAAGCUUUUUCGUGGCGUUGCCGACAGCCGUGGCGACCCUUGCUCCCGGAUCUGCCGCGGCGUCGAUCAGUUUAAUGACCUCGUUUUGGACCCCAGGAUACUUGAUGGGUGCGCCUAUUGCCGGGAUUUUGAUCGACUCUCAACACGCGUCGGAAGCAUCGUCUAUCGAGCCGUACCGAGCAGCUAUUUUCUAUGCGGCAGGUGUUGGGUCUCUUGCUACGUUGUUGGUUAUUGUUUCUCGAAUGACACUUAGUAGGAAACUGGUCAAGAGGCUGUAA
This is a messenger RNA of Fusarium graminearum PH-1, 1371 nucleotides long. RefSeq lists its product as uncharacterized. Gene Ontology annotation, biological process: transmembrane transport. The transcript is spliced from 2 exons. Bases 1 to 1371 code for a protein of 456 amino acids. Gene Ontology annotation, cellular component: fungal-type vacuole membrane. Gene Ontology annotation, molecular function: transmembrane transporter activity. The record is from RefSeq and is a predicted model, not a curated record. NCBI's taxonomy places the organism in Eukaryota, Fungi, Ascomycota, Sordariomycetes, Hypocreales, Nectriaceae.